GAGCUGUGCGAGACAAGGGUGGCGGCUAUUUGCUGAAACACAGCGGCAUCAGACGUGUGUGCGACAGAUUGCCAACAAGCAGUUCUCACCCGAAGCUUUUAUGCAAGACCCUCAUGCUUUUGAACCAGAUGAUUCAUAUUUUUUACAAACAAUAUUCAUAUUGGGAGAAGGAAAAGUACAGCGUGAGCUCUCUGUGUCUUCAUUGCUUCAACAUGAGUUCAUAUCAGCUCUUUUCCAUGUUGUUUAAAUCUUGAAAAACAAAUGACAACUUACCUCGAGAGGAACAUGUACUUGUCUUCAUACAACUUGGCCAAAGACCUCCUCCACCCUGCUAUUGACAAUGAGAGAAGACAGCACAAGAAGAAAAGACUUGUUCAGAGUCCUAACUCCUACUUUAUGGACGUGAAGUGUCCAGGCUGCUACAAGAUCACCACUGUGUUCAGCCAUGCACAGACAGUGGUUCUAUGUGUGGGAUGCUCAACUGUGUUGUGCCAGCCAAAAGGAGGAAAGGCCAGACUGACAGAAGGUUGCUCUUUCAGGAGGAAGCAACAUUAAAAAGGGAUUGCCUAAUCAGUCAUGUCUGUAAUUCUGCCAUGGCGUUGAUAAACAUCAAAUUUUUCCAUUGAUUACAAUGUAGUUGUUCAUUUAAUAAUGAUUGUCACUGUACAAAUGUUCAACUUUUAAGAUGAGUUUCUAAACUUGCCAGCAGUUUUUAAGAAUACGAAAUGAGAGAUCUUAAUAAAUAAAGCUGUUAUAAAAACUAA
Paralichthys olivaceus (Japanese flounder) is the source of this 764-nucleotide messenger RNA. RefSeq names its product ribosomal protein S27 like (gene rps27l). The record is from RefSeq and is a predicted model, not a curated record. Gene Ontology annotation, biological process: translation; ribosomal small subunit assembly. Gene Ontology annotation, molecular function: structural constituent of ribosome; RNA binding. NCBI's taxonomy places the organism in Eukaryota, Metazoa, Chordata, Actinopteri, Pleuronectiformes, Paralichthyidae. Gene Ontology annotation, cellular component: ribosome; cytosolic small ribosomal subunit.